ACUGAUACAUUUGUAAACUUCCUGUCAAACUGAAAGUAGGCAGGGCGCGAAGGAAGAACAGAACGGGAAACAUAGAACUUGGAGACCAUACACAAAGUAGAUAUAUUUAUUGGAGUAUCAAAAGAAAAUGGAAGUUAGAUGAUACCUGUGAAUACAAUGGAGAUGCUAAUGGAAUUUCCCAGUCUUAUUGUGCAAGACUUGAACAACUUCCAUUAUGAUGGCUAUAUCAGUAUAUGUAAACAGAUGUAUAGAUUUGAGAUUAAGGUUCCAGCAUCAAGGAGACUGUCUGAGGCCUCGGUUAACUGUGACUGGCGGCUACAUAAGCUCAUAAAGGACUUCAAGACAGUCAUCGCUCAGAGGCUGAGACAGUGUGAGAAUAUUGUUUCCUUCGUCAAAGAACUGCAGAUGAUUGCUGAGCGGCAGUUAGAAGAUGAAAACAAAGAUACCCCAGAAUCCUCAAAGUUCUGUCAACAGUUGAUCAGCCAUAUUGAAUCCCUUGGCUGGGAAAGGCUAGUGUUUAUUGACCAGUCAUUCACAGAGCUUCAUGUGCAGUAUAUGGACAGUGGAAACAGGGAACACAUCAUGAAACUGUUCAUUGGAAAUCAGUAUCCAGCAGAUACACCAAAAUGUUCUGUAGAAUUGCCUACCAAGUUUGAUUUACAUUGGACUACACAGAGUGAGUUAAGAGAUGCUUACAAACAGUUCACAGCUGCUGUAGAUUCAUACAAGGAAUUCUGGGAUGUUAUGUCGGAAAUAGACACAAAUACAUGGGUCCUAGAGCCAGAGAAACCAACAUAUAGUGCGCGGCAUAGACGAAUAGCUAUAAGUGCCAGUGUGUCUGUACAGCUCACGGUUGAUCCGACACAUCCUAGGGCUCUUCCAGAAUGCAAAUUUCUGGGGUCAGAUCAAGCAAUUGCACCUGUCAGAAGAAGUAUGAAUACUAACAUUCACCUCUGGGAUGAGAGGAAAGGUCUGCUGGAAAAUUUACAAACCCUCCUAGACGUGAAAUUUCCUUCUCCCACAAACUCAAGGAAGGAGGAGUUUAGUGUUGAGUGUGGUAUAUGUUAUGCUUAUCGAAUGGAGUCGGAGAUUCCAGAUGAAGUGUGCAAUGAUACAAGAUGUGGACAAGCUUUUCACAAAACCUGUGUUAUAGAGUGGUUGCGAGCAUUGCCUUCAAGCAGACAGAGUUUCAAUACCAUAUUUGGUAACUGCCCCUACUGUGAAAAGGCUAUGACAGUUAAGAUGAUAGUAAAGUGAAAGUUAUCCCUGUUGUGAUAGAUAGAGAAAUCAAUGUGAAGUUAAAGUUUGUAAUCAAAAUGCGGGAGAAUUGGAGACAAACAACUUUGUUUAUUAACUCCCUGGUUAACUUGGAAAAUAUAAACACUUACCUAAACUGGAAAUAGGGAAGAUAUUACAGUCUUAUAUUGACAAGACAUUCAUUUUGACAUAUAUUUUGUAGGUAUUAGAAAAAGGAAAAUUGCUCCAUAAAGUUAGAGAAAAAACAAUUAUUGUUCAAAAGAGAUGUGAUUUUCAAGUUUUGACAUUAAAAUUUUAUGCUUAUUUAAUUGAGGCUGUGUAUCAGCUGUUUCAUGAAGUGAAUAAACAACUGAAAUUACUUUUCAAGCAGAUAGUAGAAAGGUAUACGUAGAUGGUUGCUUGUUUCAAGGUGAAGAAGACAACCUCACUUCUCACACAGGGGAAAGGGGACAACUGUUUGAUGUAUAAUUACCUAAGUUAUGACAGAAGAGAUUAUGCUCACCAAUGUUUCAAGUUCUUGUGUGCAACCAAUGAAAAAAAAAUGUUAUGCAGAGAAGGAAAUUAUUUAUUUCCAGGAAAUGAAAGAACAACUUUUGGUCCAAGGGAAACAUUCCUUUCAAAUAACUUUAAAUUUUACAAGAGAAGUAAUUAUUUUAAAAUGAUCUAAUUCUUAAUCUUUUGCUAGUUCAUCACUACACCUAUAUAUAGAAACACUGGUACAUUGGACAAAGUUUAAGAAGGCUAGCAAAAAGUAAGGCCAGGAGCUCAACUCGUCAAUGUUUAAAGCCUGAAAAUUAGACUCUGGCAAAUAUUCAAGUUGCUAUUAUGUUACUUGUUGCAGUUAUAAAGAAAAUAAAUGAAAUUUCUCAGAGCGGUCUGUAGCUUCAAAAUUCGAAUUUAUUCUAAGUUUCAUAAGUGUGCUAAUUUAAUAAUGACAAAGCAAAAGUUUAAGAAUCAGAUGUAAAGAAAAAAAUACAUUCAUGAGUAAUGGUCCAUAAAAUGGAUGAAAACUGAUCCAUUGUAGUAGCCUCAAUGAUGGAACUUUAUUUAUUUUGUAUGAAUAUAAUUGAGUCCCACCAUGAGAAAACCAACAUAGUACAUUUGCGACAAGCAUGGAUCCAGACCAGCCCGCGCAUCCGCGCAUCUGGAUCCAUGCUAUUCACUAACACAUUCUCUAAUUGCAAUAGGCUUUGGAAGCGACCAGCAUGGAUCCUGACCAGACUCCGCAGAUGCACAGGCUGGUCUGGAUCCAUGCUGGUCGCAAACGCACUAUGUUGGUUUUCUCAUGGCGCGGAUCAUAUCAGAUAUCUUGCAUCUACAUUAUGAGUUGACAUAUUUGCAACUGUUAUGCAGGUUUCAUUAAGAAACAUCUGGAAAACAACUUGUUGAUUCAGUAUACUCAAAUUGUAGAUAAAGUUAGAUAAGUAAAGUUCAAUAGUUCUUGAUGGAGGUUAAGUAUAAACCAAACUUCCCUCAAAAGACAAGGCAUAUCAUAGCAUCUUCUUCUUUGGUAAUUCUGUAUCUAUUGAACAUUAAAAAAAAAGUGAUCUGAGGAAAUAUUUUUGUCAUAAGAAUAUUUUGGCCAAAGAGAUAAAAAGAAAAGGUGUUCUCUAUAAGUAUAGCUUCCUGAGUAUUUGUCCUUUGAAAUGUGUUGAUCUAAACGAAUAGAUAAAAAUACUUUAAGGAAA
Molecule: messenger RNA, 2945 nt
Organism: Mercenaria mercenaria
Lineage: Eukaryota; Metazoa; Mollusca; Bivalvia; Venerida; Veneridae
Product: E3 ubiquitin-protein ligase FANCL-like
Exons: 14
Coding region: 139-1257 (372 amino acids)
Biological process (GO): interstrand cross-link repair; protein monoubiquitination
Cellular component (GO): nucleus; Fanconi anaemia nuclear complex
Molecular function (GO): ubiquitin protein ligase activity
Source: RefSeq, a predicted model, not a curated record